This is a messenger RNA of Populus nigra (black poplar), 2730 nucleotides long. RefSeq names its product transcription factor bHLH145-like. Lineage: Eukaryota; Viridiplantae; Streptophyta; Magnoliopsida; Malpighiales; Salicaceae. Bases 939 to 2054 code for a protein of 371 amino acids. The transcript is spliced from 4 exons. The record is from RefSeq and is a predicted model, not a curated record. Gene Ontology annotation, molecular function: protein dimerization activity.
UUCCACUUUGACUAGACUCUCUCUCUCUGUCUCUCUCUGGAAAACAAAGCCUUCAGUCAUUGCUGUGCGGCCUGCAGUUUUCGAUCUGAGUUUCAAGUUGAAGAAUUGAGCAGCUUAAAGUGCUUAUUUUUCCCUGUUUGUAGAAUUGGUAUUGGUGAAGGAACAACCGUGGCGGUAUUUCUGGGAGAGAAACAGUAUGCGGUGGUUUCUGAGUCUUUCUAUUGAUGUGUAUCGGAAAGUUAUCUCAUUGAACCUGUAUUGUAAAGUGAUCCUGUAAAUUUCCUUCACUAGCAUCGAUUCUUAAGCUUUUUCGUCUUGUCACUUGUCUAUUCUCGAUGGGAUCCACUUUCUUCGUCGUCGUUCCCUGUUACGUUCGCCAGAUUAGCUGAAUAGUAGCAAAUCUUCCUUUUUCUCUCUGCUUCCUUUCUCUUUUUUGUUUCCUUGGUGAAAAGCCUGAUUACCUUUUUUAAUUUCUUGGCCGUGCUUGUCCCUCCAGUUACUUGUAUUAGGUUUCCCUUUGUCGACAAUUAAUCUAGUUUUCUGUUGUUCAAUUGAUAUUGUCCUGCUCCACGGAUUUCAAGUACUUUGUUUGUUGUUCUCCGGAAUCUCUGUUAUCAAUUAAUUGAAGGGCUGGGAAGUAGUUAUGGUGUGCCAAGCAGCGAGCCAAACAAAUUUUCGGGCAUUGAAACACGAAAAUGGGAUUGCUGGGUGUGCCACCAUUAUAGUUAGAGUUAUAGCAUGCUUUCAACCUCUCCAGGAUUGCCAGGCUGAAUAUUUCCGUCAUUUGCUUAAACCUGUAACGUAGAUUUACUUUUCCACUUUCGUUUUCAAGCUAAGCUGGAUUGUUUUAUUUUUUUCGUUAUUACUGAACGAAGAAGCAAGUGAACAGUCACUUCUACUACUACAGAAAUCCUUUUUCUGGUGAUUGUUUUGGUUGAAUGGGAGAAGAUUGGGGACCUUUGUUUCCUCAGCAGCAAUUUAAUUGGCAAUCACCCAAUACGAAUUACUUGGGUGCCUCAUUUUCCUCUGGGCAGCAAAAUAAUCCUCCUUUGCUAAUGGACCCUAAUGUUAACAUGAUUUCUACAAAUGGUCUGCCUGAAUAUCCAUUUGCUGAGCUUCUGCGCUCGCAGGUUGGUCAGGAAAAUGAACCGCGUGGGUGGUUUUAUGGUUUGCCCCGCUUCCGACAGGCCUUCAUGCCUCCUUUUCAUUCUGUUCUUAAAGAGAAAAGGCCUCGUUUGGACACUGUUCUCAAAGAGAAAUUUCCCAUUGCCCCUCGUGAAAUUAAGGACAUCGUGCCUCAAUCAGACUCUGGUCGCGCUCAGAAAAGAUUCCUUGUUUUUGACCAGUCAGGCGAUCAAACAACUUUGAUCUUUAGUUCUGGAAUUGGGACUCCAGCCCAGUGCUUGAAGUCUUGGAUCCCAAAACCGACCAUUGCUUUUGAUUUGAACAAGGAAGUGACCGGGGCUAAAGAAAAUCAAAGUUUUCAUUUAGGGCCAAUCUCAACUGAUGAAUUUGUUGAAGAUGAUGGGAUCGAAAUGCAAACUGAUGUGCACGAGGACAUUGAAGAACUGAAUGCCUUGCUUUACUCAGAUGAUGAUAGUGACUACACAGAGGAUGAAGAAGUUACUAGCACGGGUCAUUCCCCUAAUACAAUGACAGCUCACGACAAGCGAGAUUGGUUUGAUGGAAGCACAGAAGAGGUUGCGAGUUCUGAUGGUUCAAAUAAAAAGAGAAAACUGUUUGAUGGAGGUUAUAUUGAUGGUCCAUCACUCAUGGAUACUGCCAGGUCUGUAAAACCCACUAGAGAUUUUGAGUACGAGGAUGAUGCAGAAUCGAGGUGUGACAAUGGCACGAAUUUGAUGUCAGAGGAAAUGGGUUCAGAAUCAGUAAACAAGAGGAUGAGAAAAGAGAGAAUUCGUGAGACAGUGAGCAUUCUACAGAACCUGAUUCCAGGUGGAAAGGGCAAGGAUGCAGUUAUCGUUCUUGAAGAAGCUAUUAAGUACUUGAAGUCGUUGAAGUUCGAGGCCAAAGCUUUAGGACUUGAUGCUCCAUGAGUAUCGGUAUUGUUGGCAGUAAUGCUGGGCAUUACUGCCAGGUGCUAUCAGUUCUGUUAUUAAUUUGUUAUUACUAGUGGUGUGUGCAGAAUUAAGUCAGGUAAAAAAUGAUGUCGGCGUUGAUUUGAACAUGACAAACAUCUCCCAGCUAAAGAGGUGGAAACUGGCAGAGGAAGGAAAGAUUUGCAGUACUUCUCUUGCGUUCAAUGUUCAUUGUUCAACGUUCAAUCAUUCGAGUUGCAAAUCAGCAAGCUUCGGACCAUGAGAAUAUUCCUGUGGUCUCAAGAAAGAGGAAUGGAAGUGCAGCGUAAUAUGUCUCAAUAAAGGAGAGGGUGAAUCAUUAAUCUGUGUAUUAGGGUUAGAGAGCAUCUCUCCUGUGUGAAUGGGAAGACUAGUUCUAGAGGGGGUCCCCCAGAAAGAGAGGAUGUACGCACGCUUCUUGGGCGUCUUGGGACCCAUCUCUCACUUUCUUCCCUUUUUGUAUUUUUAUCAAAGUUUCAUGUUUUGCCGGGUUAUCUUUUUAUGAUGUGUAACGUGCACGAGUGAGGGCAACUUCAUGUAGUGGCACCAUUUCACCUAUCCUUCCAAGUAUUGUUUUUCUCAGUGUCUGCUGUUGUCUGUAAUGGUAUUGUAAUUUGAAUGUGAAAAUCCAUGACUGUUCAGUCUUUUUAGACAA